Molecule: messenger RNA, 1428 nt
Organism: Lactuca virosa
Lineage: Eukaryota; Viridiplantae; Streptophyta; Magnoliopsida; Asterales; Asteraceae
Source: the annotation of a GenBank genome assembly
AUGGCUUCAUUACAACUUCCUGUUAAUUCAACAGUAACACACCGCCCUCAUUUCGUGUUGUUUCCCUUCAUGUCCAAAGGCCACACCAUCCCAUUACUCCACCUAGCCCAACUUCUCACAAACCGUGGCAUUACAGUCACUGUCUUCACCACCAAAGCCAACCGACCUUUCAUCGCUCAGUUUCUUGACAGAUGCCCGGAUGCUUCAAUCAUUGACCUGCCAUUCCCUAAUGAUGUUGAAGGAAUAGAUAAAGGUAUAGAGAGCACCGAUAAGCUCCCUACUAUGUCCCUCUUCAGGCCAUUUGUCACUGCAACCAAGCUCAUGCAGCCUUACUUUGAACAAGCACUCAAGAAUCUCUCUCAUGUCACGUGUAUCGUUUCUGAUGGGUUUUUAAGUUGGACACUCGCAUCGGCUAAAAAAUUUGGAAUCCCUCGCCUCUCGUUUUAUGGUAUGAACAACUAUGUAGGUGCUGUGACUCGGGAGGUGGUUUCAAACAGGCUCUUUUCAGGGCCUGAGUCAGAUGACGAGCUGAUCAUGGUCCCGAGGUUCCCAUGGAUCAAAGUCACUAGGAAUGACUUUGAUGAGCCGUUUAACCAGAGGAACCCAACGGGUCCUUACAUUGACUUUAUAACGGAAACUGUCAUAGCAUCGGCUAAUAGCUAUGGCUUGAUUACAAACAGCUUCUACGAGCUCGAGCCACUGUUUUUAGACGUUUUGAACCGUGAGUCUAAGCCCAAAGCUUGGUGUGUCGGACCCCUUUGCUUGGCUGUGACCGAGUCACUGCCAAUGGUUGACCGGAAGCCUGAAUGGAUUCAGUGGCUGGAUCAAAAGCUAGCUAAAGGAUGCUCGGUUUUAUACGUAGCAUUCGGUUCUCAAGCAGAGAUAUCAUCGAAACAGUUGGAAGAGAUAUCAAAGGGUUUAGAAGAAUCCCAAGUGAAUUUCUUGUGGGUGGUGAGGAAGUGUGAGACGAGUGUUUAUGACGAGCUACAAGAAAGAGUGGGGAAAAGAGGGAUGAUUGUAAGAGAAUGGGUUGACCAAAGGGAGAUUUUAAAGCACGAGAGCGUAAAAGGGUUUGUAAGCCACUGUGGUUGGAACUCAGUGUUGGAGAGCAUAUGUUCAGAGGUUCCGAUACUAGCGUGGCCAAUGAUGGCUGAGCAACCUCUGAAUGCAAGAAUGGUGGUGGAGGAGAUUAAGAUCGGUUUACGGGUUGAGACAUGUGAUGGAUCAGUGAAAGGGUUUGUAACAUCAGAAGGGUUAAAGAAAAUGGUGAAGGAGCUCAUGGAGGGUGAAAAGGGGAAAGAGAUAAGGAAAAAGGUGAAGGAGAUUGGUGAGGCUGCAAAGGAAGCAAUGGCAGAAGGUGGAUCAUCUUGGCGGACAUUGAACGAGCUCAUAGAUGAGUUACAGGCCGUUAGAUCAAACUCCAAGUGA